CUCAAUGAAUGCAGUGCUGCCACUGCUCACUCCACGCCAUUACUCGUGUUCAGUAUCCCGGCAGCUCUUUCUCUCUCUCUCUCUCUCUCUCUCUCUAUCGUCUCUCGCACUAGGCAUCUCCUCACACUUCAUACUGCGGCCCAGUGCCCACAGAGCUGCUGUACAAAGGGAGGGAGGAGAAAACCAGCGAGUGAAAACUGAGCAGAACGAAAUGCAGUCAUUUCCUGGUUCGCCCAUCUCCUCCGGAGCUAUCCCCAGCCUCUUGUGGUGUCUUCUUCUCUUGACCUUGGCAAGCAGCAAUGGUGUGUUUGCCACAGCACUAAAGGAUGGGUGUGGCUACAAGCUGGUGUCCCUGGUUCAGCAACCCAAUGGGGGCGGCCUUGUGGGCUACCUGCAGGUGAAGCAGCGCACCUCCACCUAUGGCCCUGACAUCCCUUGUCUCAGGCUCUUUGUCAAGCACGAGACGAGGGACAGGGUGCGAGUGCAGAUCACCGAUGCAGAGAAGCAGAGGUGGGAGGUCCCCUACAACCUGCUCCCCCGGGAGCCAGCCCCACCGGUGACCGGCGCCAAGAUCACCGGCGUCCCCUUCACCGCCCCUGAGUUCCCGGGCGAGGAGCUGGUGUUCACCUAUGGCCGCGACCCGUUCUGGUUCGCGGUGCACCGCCGGUCCACCCGGCAGCCGCUGUUCAACACCAGCUCCGGUGCGCUGGUGUUCAAGGACCAGUACCUCGAGGUGUCCACGGCGAUUCCCCAGGACGCCGCGCUGUACGGGCUCGGCGAGAACACGCAGCCCGGCGGCAUCAGGCUGCGGCCCAACGAUCCCUACACGCUCUACACGACAGACAUCUCGGCCAUCAACCUCAACACCGAUCUCUACGGCUCGCACCCGGUUUACAUGGACCUCAGGAGCCUGGGCGGCCGCGGCGUGGCGCACGCCGUGCUGCUGCUCAACAGCAACGGGAUGGAUGUCUUCUACAAGGGAACGUCCCUAACGUACAAGGUCAUUGGGGGUCUUCUUGAUUUCUACUUCUUCGCCGGGCCGACGCCGUUGGCCGUCGUGGAUCAGUACACGUCGAUGAUCGGCCGCCCUGCGCCCAUGCCCUAUUGGGCAUUUGGGUUUCAUCAAUGUAGGUGGGGGUACAAGAACCUUUCAGUGGUAGAGGAUGUUGUGGAGGGCUACCGGACUGCCCAGAUACCCCUCGACGUGAUCUGGAACGACGACGAUCACAUGGAUGCCGCCAAGGACUUUACUCUCGACCCUGUCAAUUACCCACGCCCGAAGCUACUGGCAUUCCUUGACAAGAUCCAUGCUCAGGGAAUGAAGUAUAUUGUGCUCAUUGACCCUGGCAUUGCCGUGAACAACUCCUAUGGUGUUUACCAGCGUGGCAUGGCGCGCGACGUCUUCAUCAAGUUGGAUGGGCAUCCAUACCUUGCCCAGGUCUGGCCUGGCCCUGUCUACUUCCCGGACUUCCUUAAUCCGAACGGCGUGUCAUGGUGGAUUGAUGAGGUGCGGAGGUUUCAUGACCUUGUUCCGGUGGAUGGGCUCUGGAUUGACAUGAACGAGGCCUCAAACUUCUGCACCGGCAAGUGCACAAUCCCGAAGAAGCACAAAUGCCCUGUGCCGGAGUCAAAGACGCCAUGGGUCUGCUGCUUGGAUUGCAAGAACCUUACAAACACAAGAUGGGAUGAGCCACCUUACAAGAUCAAUGCCUCUGGACAAACUGCUCGUCUCGGUUUCAACACCAUUGCAACCAGCGCUACACACUACAAUGGCAUCCUGGAGUACAAUGCACACAGCUUGUAUGGCUUCUCACAGGCCAUUGCCACGCACAGGGGGUUGCAAGGACUCCAGGGCAAGAGGCCAUUCAUCCUGACGCGUUCCACGUUCGUCGGGUCGGGCGCAUAUGCCGCGCACUGGACGGGCGACAACAAGGGCACAUGGGAAAAUCUCCGGUAUUCAAUCUCGACGAUGCUCAACUUUGGCAUCUUCGGCAUGCCGAUGGUUGGCGCAGACAUCUGUGGCUUCUACCCGUCGCCCACUGAGGAGCUCUGCAACCGGUGGAUUGAGCUCGGGGCCUUCUACCCGUUCUCCAGGGACCAUGCUAACUUCGCAUCUCCGAGGCAAGAGCUCUAUGUCUGGGCGUCCGUGGCGAAGUCGGCACGGAACGCCCUCGGCAUGCGGUACAAGCUGCUUCCCUACCUGUACACGCUCAACUACCAGGCGCACCUCACCGGCGCCCCGGUGGCACGGCCGGUGUUCUUCUCCUUCCCCGACUUCACGCCGUGCUACGGGCUGAGCACGCAGUACCUGCUCGGCGAGAGCGUCAUGGUGUCCCCUGUCCUUGAGGAGGGCGCCACUUCUGUGAGCGCAAUGUUCCCGCCGGGCAGCUGGUACAACCUGUUCGACGCAACGAAGGUGGUGGUGUCCAAGGGCGAGGGCUCGGUGAAACUCGACGCGCCGCUCAACGAGAUCAACGUGCACGUGUACCAGAACACGGUCCUGCCCAUGCAGCGCGGCGGGUUCAUCUCCAAGGACGCCCGGGCGACGCCGUUCACGCUCGUGGUCGCGUUCCCGUUCGGGGCCACGCAGGCGGACGCGGAGGGCGCCGUGUUCGUGGACGACGACGAGCGGCCGGAGAUGGUGCUCGCGGAAGGGCAGGCGACGUACGUCCGCUUCUACGCCAGCGUGCGCGGCAAGGCCGUGACGGUGCGGUCGGAGGUGCAGAUGGGGAGCUACAGCCUGCAGAAUGGACUGGUCAUUGAGAGGCUCUCGGUGUUGGGACUGGAGGGAACCGGCAAAGACCUCGCCAUUCAGGUGGAUGGCACCGACGCCACCGCCAUUGCUACGUCAAGCCCUUACUUCGCAGCAGGUGCCAACGCGAAGCUGCAUCGGCAAGAAGGCGUCGAGAGUAGCAAGAAGAGCGUCAUGGUGGAGGUGGGCGGUCUGGCAUUGCCGCUGGGCAAGAGCUUCACCGUGACUUGGAACAUGCAGAUCGCAGCAUAGGUCAAGUUUGCCUUUUUGCUUCCAUCUGCAUUUUCUUAAUCUGUAUCUGAUUUAGAUUGUAGUUCUUGCCGUGCUGCUGCUCCGCCAGGUUCUGAAACUUGUCAGCUGGGGGUGCUCUAAUGUAAGAAGCACCCACACAGAUUCACUGAUCAUCAUCCGCAUUGAAGCCUGGAGGAAUAAGACUGAAAUUUUAAUGUUUUUUAAUUUGAUGAAUGAAUCAAUACUUGCCGAAAUGAGGACCAAGAAUCUCAACUCUGGUUAA
This is a messenger RNA of Phragmites australis (common reed), 3266 nucleotides long. Its product is annotated as alpha-xylosidase 1-like. Gene Ontology annotation, molecular function: carbohydrate binding; hydrolase activity, hydrolyzing O-glycosyl compounds. Bases 5 to 3004 code for a protein of 999 amino acids. NCBI's taxonomy places the organism in Eukaryota, Viridiplantae, Streptophyta, Magnoliopsida, Poales, Poaceae. The record is from RefSeq and is a predicted model, not a curated record. Gene Ontology annotation, biological process: carbohydrate metabolic process. The transcript is spliced from 3 exons.